Messenger RNA from Babesia sp. Xinjiang, 1320 nucleotides. RefSeq names its product putative nucleolar protein 5-2. NCBI's taxonomy places the organism in Eukaryota, Apicomplexa, Aconoidasida, Piroplasmida, Babesiidae. Gene Ontology annotation, cellular component: small-subunit processome; box C/D methylation guide snoRNP complex. Gene Ontology annotation, molecular function: snoRNA binding. The coding region runs from base 1 to 1320 and encodes 439 amino acids. The record is from RefSeq and is a predicted model, not a curated record. The transcript has 2 exons.
AUGUUAGUGCUAUUGGAGACCCCGGCGGGCUACGGCCUCUUCAAGGUGACAGACUCGCGUCUGCUGGAGUGCAAUGUUGAGGAUGUCCCUUCGUUUUUUCGGGACGGUGACUCUGCGCGUUCAUCAGUACAGCUUUCGGCGUUUUCAAAGUUCAACAGUACUGAUGAUGCGCUUGAAGAGGCAACUGCCCUUUCGGAGUCGCGUCUGGGCAAACAGCUUAAGCGUAUGCUGAAAAAGAAGGUCGCUUCUGCGAAGGUGGUAGAGCCACUGGCUGUGUGCGAUAAGUUGUUGGCCGUUGAAAUCCAAAAGAAGUUGAAGAUUGAUGUUGUGUACAAUCCUACCACAGUGGAGAUCGCUCGUGGCCUUAAGAGCCAGUUUUUUGAGUUGGUAGCCGGAAUAUCAGAGGCAGACUGUAAAUCUAUGUCUCUAAGUUUAUCGCAUUCUCUGGCAAGGUUCAAACUGAAGUUUUCUCCCGACAAGGUUGACGUGAUGGUUGUCCAGGCUAUCGGCCUGCUUGACGACCUUGAUCGUGAAUCGAACAACUUUGGCAUGCGUUUAAAGGAGUGGUACGGCUGGCACUUCCCCGAGCUUUCGCAUAUUGUGCCUGACAUGGCACUUUACUCUCGUACCGUACGACAGAUUGGCAUUCGGGGGUCUACAUCUUUGGACAAUUUGGAGACCUUUUUACCUAAGGACGUCGUGGAUGAGAUAAAGAAGGCCUGUGAAAUCUCUAUGGGUUCAGAACUCUUGAGUGACGACUUGGAAGCAAUCACAGAGCUGGCCGAGCGUCUAGAAGAGAUGCUCACUUACCGUGCCACAUUGGAGGAGUAUCUGCGGGUGCGUAUGCGCGCUUUGGCACCCAACUUAACCCAUAUGGUUGGGGAGGUGAUAGGCGCGCGAUUGUUGUCGCACAGUGGUUCUCUGAUAAACUUGGCCAAACACCCCGCAUCCACGGUACAGAUACUUGGUGCCGAGAAGGCUUUGUUCAGGGCGUUGAAGACAAACGCACCUACACCAAAGUACGGUAUCAUCUACCACGCAGGGUUCGUUGGCCAAGCGCAACCUAAGCACAAGGGCAAGAUAUCACGUAUUCUUGCAGCCAAACUUGCGCUGUGUGUGCGUGUAGACGCCCUACAAGACAGUCAGGAACCCACGGUUGCAAUUGAGAGCAAGCGUUAUGUUGAGCAGAAACUGGCCGAGUUAUCUGGGAAGCCCGACAUUGCGGCUGUUGGUGGCAUCAAGCGUCCUGAGAAGCAUGGCCAAUUGCAAAAACCCAAGUGGACCGCCUCUAAGCGUUUCAAGGGCGCUGCAUCCGAGUGA